AGAAAAGCGUCUCGCGCCUCGGCUUCGUCUUUGUGUAAUUUAUUUCAGGUAGUGCGAUGUAAACGGAUAUACUUGUUUUUCCCCCUGUAAACUACAGUAACGUUAGCCGGCAUGUUACAGGCUGCUCACAGCGGAGGUGACAUCACGUCUCUCCAGUCAGCGGUCAGUAAUGGACAGAAAUGACAGCUAGAGCACCGCAGCCAUUAUCCAAACAGGAGUGUUAUGACAGUCAACACAGAGGAUGCUGAGUAAUUAUCUCUAAUCCCGCGGUGGCUAACAGCUGUAUACGGCACCGCCUUCGCCUCUCCUACGUUUAUCCUUUAAAACGAGAAACCUGAGCAUUUAUUCUAUACAUUUAUCAUGGUGUCGCUGCUGGACUUCAACGAAGAAUGGCCCUCAACAUCCACCGUAGCCUUACAUGUUAUGCAUUAGGCGUCAUGUGAACAUCCGCCACAAAGCGACCAAGAUGGGAUGCAUCAGGGUUUUUCUGCAGCGAAUAAGGCGCAGGGUGAAGCUGGACCGGUUCAGAGAGCUGGGCCGACAGUAUCCCGUUUUCUGCUUUCUGCUGCUGGUCCUGCUUCUGUCCACUGUGCUUUUGAACAGAUAUAUUCACAUUAUGAUGGUGUUUUGGUCCUUUCUGGCUGGAGUAGUCACUUUCUACUGCUCUACAGGGCCUGAGUCUCUGCUUCCCAACAUAUUAGUCUCCAUCAAAUCAAAAAACAAGUCAUACCAACAGGAGCUGUUUCCACUAGGCCACAGCUGUGCUGUUUGUGGAAAAAUCAAAUGCAAAAGACACAGACCAACUUUAUUACUGGAAAACUAUCAACCAUGGCUUGACCUGAAAGUCCCCUCUAAGGUGGAUGCUUCUCUUUCAGAGAUUCUGGAGCUAGUUCUGGAGAAUUUUGUGUAUCCUUGGUACAGAGACAUCACAGAUGAUGAGGCGUUUGUUGACGAGCUCAGAGUGACUCUGCGCUUCUUUGCAGCUGUGUUGGUCCGGCGGACCCAGAAGGUGGAUGUGGCAUCCCUCAUCACACAAAAGCUGCUUAAAGUUUCCAUGAAGCACAUAGAAAUAAUAAGCAAAGCAAGACAGAAAGUGAAGAACGCAGAGUAUCUUCAGCAAGCUGCCCUGGAGGAAUACGGCCCUGACCUCCAUGUAGCACUUCGAAGUCGUAGAGAUGAGCUCCUCUACCUUAGGAAGCUGACUGAGAUGCUCUUCCCCUACAUCCUGCCACCCAAAGCUACAGACUGCAGAUCUCUUACUCUGCUGAUUAGAGAAGUUUUGGCUGGUUCUGUCUUCCUUCCUUCCAUGGACUACUUGGCUGAUCCUGACACAGUGAAUCAUUUACUUUUGAUAUUCAUCGAGAACUCCCCUCCUGAAGAAGCCACAGAGCCCGCAUCGACGUUGGUUCCUUUCCUGCAAAAGUACUCUGAUAUCCGCAACAAGAAGAACUCAGUUUUAAAGCUCGAGUUGAAAGAAAUCAGAGAACAGCAAGACCUUCUCUUCCGUUUUAUGAACUUUCUGAAGCAAGAAGGUGCUGUUCAUGUGCUCCAGUUCUGCCUUGCUGUCGAGGAAUUCAACGACAGGAUCCUGUGCCCAGAUCUGUCUGACACAGAGAAGAUGAUGCUUCACGAGGAGGUGAAGAAGAUCUACGAGACGUACUGUUUGGACGAGAGUGUUGACAAGAUCCGCUUUGACCCCUUCAUAGUGGAAGAAAUACGCAACAUUGCAGAGGGUCCGUUCACCGAGGUGGUGAAACUGCAGACCAUGAGGUGUUUGUUUGAAGCCUAUGAACAUGUCCUGUCCCUCCUGGAGAAUGUUUUCACCCCCAUGUUCUGUCACAGUGAUGAGUACUUCCGCCAGCUCCUGAGAGGGGCAGAGUCCCCUGCAAGGAACUCCAGGAUGAGCAGAAAUAGCCUCAGUUUGGAUGACAUUAGUUCCUGGGACUGGAGCCCUGAGUCUCCGUCCUCACUGUUCACCGCAUCCGGCAGCUCUUCACCUGCAUCUUUUAACUCCCUCCAUGCCCAGUCCACGUUCACAACUUUCCCAUACGGCUCGCUAUCCCACCGCCACUCAUCACCCAAGAACACGUCAAAGAGGGGCGAGUCCUUUGGGAUUAGCCGCAUUGGCAGUAAGAUCAAAGGAGUGUUCAAGAGCACAACCAUGGAGGGCGCAAUGCUGCCAUCCUACGGGCUGGUGGAGGGAGAGGAUGAUAUGGUGGAGGAAGCCAUGAUGGUGUUGGAGGAUGACUCCCCCAUGGAGGCGGCCUCCACCCCCAGCACCCCCCGAAACCUGUCCGCCUGGAACAUCACCAUCCCGUACAUUGAUUUCUAUGACGACGAUGUGAAGAGGGAGAGGAUUCCGGUGUUCUGCAUCGACGUGGAGCGCAAUGACCGGAAGGCAGUGGGACAUGAGACUGAGCACUGGUCGGUGUACAGAAGAUAUUUGGAGUUCUAUGUUCUUGAAUCAAAGCUUACUGAGUUUCAUGGCUCAUUUCCAGAUGCGCAGUUGCCUUCAAAGAGGAUCAUCGGUCCCAAGAAUUAUGAGUUCCUCACAUCAAAGCGGGAGGAGUUUCAGGAAUACCUUCAGAAGCUUCUGCCGCACCCGGAGCUAAGCAACAGUCAGCUCCUCGCCGACUUCCUGUCUCCUCACAGUAUGGAGUCUCAGUUCCUGGACAAGAUGUUACCUGAUGUGAACCUCGGAAAAAUCAUUAAGUCAGUUCCCAGCAAACUGAUAAAAGAGAAAGGGCAGCAUCUGGAGCCCUUCAUCCAGUCCUUCUUCAACUCCUGUGAAUCUCCUAAACCCAAACCCAGCCGCCCCGAGCUCACUAUCCUUAGCCCAACGUCGGAAAAUGAUAAAAAGCUCUUCAACGAACUCUACAAAAACAACGCCAACCGAUCAGAGCUGACUGAGAAGCGUCACAAUCAGAACUACUUCAUGGAAAUGAUCACGGUUGAAGGGCUGUAUGACUACAUAAUGUUUUUGGGCCGAGUGGUCUUCCGCAUCCCCGACUGGCUGCACCACCUGCUGAUGGCCGGCAGGAUGCUGGUGAAGAACACGUUGGAAGCCUACACAGAUUAUUACCUUCAGUGCAAACUGAACCAGGUGGUUCAGGAGCACCGGCUAGUCUCACUCAUCACCUUGCUUCGAGACACAGUUUUCUGUGAGAGCAGUCAGCCCCGCUCGACUCCGGACAAGCAGAGGAGGGCAAAGAAGACAUUCGAGGAGAUGAUGACCUACAUUCCAGAUUUUCUGGGCAAGUGUAUCGGAGAAGAGGCCAAGUAUGGAGGUGUACGUCUACUCUUUGAUGGACUGCAACAGCCAGUUCUCAACAAACAGCUGACGUAUGUGCUGUUGGACAUUGCCAUUCAAGAGCUUUUCCCUGAACUAAACAAGGUACAGAAGGAGACCUCUGUGAUGGCUCCCUGGAUGUAAAAUGAGCAUUACAACGGACAAUCAGCUGACAUGCUCUCUCCACAAUGAACUGAAACAUCUGCAGAGACUUGUGUUGGUGUGUUUACAUGAAACCUACAUGCAGAGCAGACCCCAUGUACAGCAUCUGACCUGGAUACAUGCCACAGCAAGAAGAGGAAACACAAGGCGUUUCCUGCUAUAUGUGUCAUUAACAUAGCAAAAUAAAUGAUACAACAGUGUUACGAGCACACUGUUGCAUUGUCUUUUAUCACUUACAUUGUAGUCGAAAUCACCUCUUGAAAAUUGUUCACGAUGAAAUCCGUUUUAUUUGAAACAAUCACAAGACAUAAUUCAAUACAUCAUUAUAACAAAACACAUUUAAACGCUAUUUGUCGACUAAGAUUACACGAGUAAUGUACAGACUCAAUAACAGCAGGAAUAAUACUUCAGAAAAAAAAUCAUAAUUCACAUUGAUAAACUGUUGUCACAAUACCAUUUAUUUUUUAGGUUAAAAAAUACCUGAGAAAGGGCCUUCUACUUCCCUUUUAAAUAUGUACUAACAGGCUUACAAAAGUACUUUAUAAAGAUGGAAUUACGAACCAGAUGAACGUCAAUGUUUGGUUUGAAACAAAGUAUUUGAUCCGCUCGGGGUUUUUGGUUCUUGGCAAAACAAAACAUGUCAAGUUCAUACAAGGAGAGGUUGAAAAAGGUAAUGUUCAUGAGAAGAAACACAUGUAUAACUUAUUUACUGACCAUAAACUACUAUAGCAAUAUUUUAUCUUGAUGGACAUACUUGUAGCAGUAUAGUUAUUAUUCAUAUAUUAGAUGAGCAGGCACAGUGUUGUUUUUGAAAAGAAAUCUCAUGUGGCACUCAAAAGGUAAUGAACGUGAGUUUAGGAUUGAAGAUGUUCUACAAAAACUACAAUAUAUCAAAGAAUAUGUAUAUUCAACAUUCAGUGCAUUAAUACUUUUGGCUUUGGUUUGUUUUCAUCCAUUUCUAUUCAUGGCAGAUAUAUAGCAGCUAGACAGCUUCCCCUUUAGUUAACUCAAUACAAAGUUGGGCACUAGAGCAGUCUCAAAAACGAACUUACAUGCACGUUAAAAAAUGUUCUAUUAAGGUUCUUCAUUCUUCUUCAGCUGUAAUAUCUUGCUCACAUGCACGAAAGAUGCUGUUAUACAGAACACUUGUCAUCCAAAGCCCUUAAAAUCAUUCAUUUAAAUCGCUGUAUGAAACUACA
This is a messenger RNA of Eleginops maclovinus (Patagonian blennie), 4650 nucleotides long. Its product is annotated as sorting nexin-14-like. The coding region runs from base 419 to 3433 and encodes 1004 amino acids. The record is from RefSeq and is a predicted model, not a curated record. The transcript is spliced from 31 exons. Gene Ontology annotation, biological process: autophagosome maturation. Lineage: Eukaryota; Metazoa; Chordata; Actinopteri; Perciformes; Eleginopidae. Gene Ontology annotation, molecular function: phosphatidylinositol-3,5-bisphosphate binding. Gene Ontology annotation, cellular component: late endosome.